UUAUGGCAAUGUCUUUCUCUCUUCACCAGGACUAUCAGAAUUUGCCGAUUGACAUCCAGACAAGCAAGCUGCUAGACUGGCUGGUGGACAGGAGACACUGCAACCUGAAAUGGCAGAGCCACGUGCUGACUAUCCGCGAGAAGAUCAACGCGGCCAUUCAGGACAUGCCAGAGAGCGAGGAGAUCAAGCAGCUGCUCUCGGGAUCCUAUAUUCACUAUUUUCACUGCCUGAGGAUUGUGGACAUUCUUAAAGGGACCGAGGCCUCCACUAAAAACAUCUUUGGCCGCUACUCUUCCCAGCGGAUGAAGGACUGGCAGGAGAUCCUGUCCCUGUAUGAAAAGGAAAACACCUACCUAGUGGAACUCGCCAGCCUUCUCGUGCGCAACGUCAGCUACGAGAUCCCGUCCCUGAAGAAGCAGAUCAGCAAGUGCCAGCAGCUGCAGCAGGAGUACAGCCGCAAGGAGGAGGAGUGCCAGCUGGGGGCCGCCGAGAUGCGGGAGCGCUUCUACAGCUCCUGCAAGCAGUACGGCAUCACCGGCGAUAACGUGCGCCGGGAGCUGCUGGCCUUGGUGAAGGACCUGCCGGCGCUGCUGACGGAGAUCGGGGCCGGGGCCCGGGUGCUCUCGGAAGCCAUCGAUUCGUACCAGGCCUGUGUGCAGUUCGUGUGUGAGAGCGCCACGGAGCAGGUGGUGCCCAUGCUGCGACACGUGCAGGAGCGCGGGAACUCGACCGUCUACGAGUGGAGGAGGGGGGUGGAGCCCACCAUGGUGGAGCGCCCACGGGCGGAGGAGGUGCCCGAGCAGCAGGACGAGGAGGCGAUCGACUGGGGGGACUUAGGGGUGGAGUCCACACCUGCCCCCGUGGGGGUUGAUUACAGCAUCUCCGGGGAAGACGGAGCCCAGGCCGAGGAGGUGGACUGGGGGAUCUCACUGGAACCUGACCCCCAGGGAGCCGGCACUGACGGGAUAGACUGGGGAGACGGGAGUGGCGGUGACCCGGUGCAGAUCACAGUGCUGGAGGCUGGCAUCCAGGUCCCAGAUGGAGUCGCCCGAGGGCCUGAUGCUCUGACCCUCCUGGAGAGCCCGGAGACCCGGAACCAGUUCAUCGACGAGCUGAUGGAGCUGGAGACCUUCCUGUCCCAGCGCAUCAUGGAAAUGAGCGAAGAGGCCGACGUGGUGUCAGUGAGCCAGUUCCAGCUGGCCCCGCCCAUCCUGCAGGGCCAGACCACACACAAGGUGGACGCCAUGGUGUCGGCUGUCCGGGAGCUGAUCGGCCGGCUGACCAACCUGCGGAUGCAGCACCUGUUCCUGAUCCUGGCCUCCCCAAGGUACGUGGACCGGGUGAGCGAGCUCCUGCGCCAGAAGCUGAAGCAGGCGGAGCUGCUGGUGCUGAAGAAGGAGCUCACGGCGCAGAAGAGGCAGGAGGCGCUGGAGGAGCAGGGGACCCUCGAGCCCAAACUCGACCUGCUGGUGCAGAAAACCAAGGAGCUGCAGAAACUAAUUGAAACGGACAUUUCCAAACGGUACAGCGGGCGCCCUGUGAAUCUGAUGGGCACCUCCCUGUGACCCCCUCCACGGCGACGCAGCCCCCUACGGAGCCGGGGUCCCCCAGAGGGACAGGACAGAGGAGGCUUCCCCGGGGCUCUGCUAACCAGGACUUGCUCACGUUGUAAGGAGCAGAUGUGUACGGGGGGGCAGGCUGCCAACUGCGGCUCUUGCCCUUUCCAGGGGCUCCAGGCAGCCGGGAGGGAAUUGCUCAAUAAAGCUGGGGGAGCUGCUCCAUCCCCACCCUGCUCCUCUCACGCCCCGAUUCCUCUGGCCCAGCCUGCAAUAUCUCUCACUGGGACGCUGGCCCCUCUCCUCCCUCCCCUGUGUGUCUGACCAGAACACUGAUUCCUCCCCCUGCCUCACAGGGACCCUGAUCCCUGCCCCGCAGGAAGAUUGUCACCGGGUGGGGCCCUAGAGGCUUGUGUUCCCUCCCCACCACAGGGAUUGGCCCAGCGCCCGGGGAUCUGAGCCAGGGUCAGGCGAGCAGCGGGGCUGCCAGCAGGAGCCCUGCUUUCCCCCGGCCCGGCGCCCUUCCAUCCAGCCACUGCCAAUGCUUUACCUGGCUGCCUGUUAUCAAGACAGCUCCCAGCCCCGGCCUGCGGCGCCCCGCUGGCCAUGCAGAGGCUGGCAGUGCUGUGAAAUGCCCCCCACCGGCAUGCUGGGAACUGCCUCUGCUCCCAAGGGGCCCCUCAGCACCUUGCUCCAGGCUGGGCCCUGCCCCCCUUCCAGCUCCCGGGCGGCUUUUGGGGUGAGGGUUGGGGGUGAUUCAAUUUUAAUUUCAUAGCAGAGCAGUUGAUUCAUGGCGCUUUGUCGCCGGCGUUGACUCCCGUAAUGACUUUCCAUCAAAAUGAAAAGUGGAGUGACACCGCU
Terrapene triunguis (Three-toed box turtle) is the source of this 2417-nucleotide messenger RNA. RefSeq names its product CDK5 regulatory subunit associated protein 3 (gene CDK5RAP3). The transcript has 13 exons. Gene Ontology annotation, cellular component: endomembrane system. Bases 3 to 1565 code for a protein of 520 amino acids. Gene Ontology annotation, biological process: regulation of cyclin-dependent protein serine/threonine kinase activity; regulation of mitotic cell cycle. NCBI's taxonomy places the organism in Eukaryota, Metazoa, Chordata, Testudines, Emydidae. The record is from RefSeq and is a predicted model, not a curated record.